AGGCCCCGUGUAGCGGCGGCUGAGGGAGGUGGAACGGGAAGGAAAGCAGGAGAAGAACGGGAGGAAGGGGAGAAAGGGAGGCCGGGCCGCGAUGCCGCUGUACGAGGGGCUCGGCAGCGGCGGGGAGAAAACCGCUGUGGUGAUCGACCUGGGACAGGCCUUCACCAAGUGUGGGUUUGCAGGAGAAACAGGACCAAGAUGCAUCAUCCCCAGUGAAAUCAAGAAACCUGAUGUCUCAAAGCCUAUCAAGGUGGUUCAGUACAACAUCAAUACAGAAGAGCUGUAUUCCUACCUGAAGGAAUUUAUCCACAUGCUGUAUUUCAGGCAUCUGCUGGUGAAUCCCAGGGACCGACGUGUUGUGAUCAUAGAGUCGGUCCUGUGCCCUUCACACUUCAGAGACACCCUCACCAGGGUCCUUUUCAAGCAUUUUGAGGUACCUUCUGUUUUGUUUGCUCCAAGUCACCUGAUGUCUCUCCUGACACUGGGGAUCAACUCUGCCAUGGUGCUGGACUGUGGAUAUGCAGAAAGCUUGGUGCUGCCUAUCUAUGAGGGAAUUCCAGUCCUGAGUUGCUGGGGUUCCCUUCCCCUGGGAGGAAAGGCCAUCCACAAGGAGCUGGAGUAUCAGCUGUUGGAGCAGUGCACGGUGGAUACAGGACUGGCCAAAGGACAAAGCCUUCCCUCCGUGAUGGGCUCAGUCCCAGAAGACAUAGUAGAGGAUAUAAAAGUGCGUACUUGCUUUGUGAGUGAUCUCCAACGGGGGCUGAAAAUCCAGGCAGCCAAGUUCAACAUUGAUGGCAGUGCUGAGCGUCCCUCACCGCCUCCAGAUGUGGACUAUCCUUUGGAUGGAGAAAAGAUUCUCCAUGUAGUUGGCCCCAUCAGAGACUCCGUGGUGGAAAUCCUGUUUGAGCAGGAUAAUGAGGAGACAUCUGUUGCCACUUUGAUCUUGGAUUCACUUGUUCAGUGCCCAAUAGACACCAGGAAGCAGCUGGCAGAGAACCUGGUGGUGAUCGGGGGCACGGCAAUGCUGCCGGGGUUCCUGCACAGGCUCAUGGCUGAGAUCAGACACCUGGUGGAGAAACCCAAAUACAAGGAAGCUCUUGCCACUAAAACCUUCAGGAUUCACACUCCCCCUGCCAAAUCCAACUGCGUGGCCUGGCUGGGAGGAGCCAUUUUUGGAGCACUCCAGGACAUCCUUGGGAGCCGCUCUGUGUCCAAGGAAUAUUACAGCCAGACAGGCCGAAUUCCCGACUGGUGCUGCCUCAACAACCCACCUCUGGAAAUGAUGUUUGAUGUUGGAAAAGCACCCCCACCACUGAUGAAAAGGGCUUUUUCCACAGAGAAAUAAGCAACUAAAUCUACACAAAGAUUCUUCCCCAUUUCAAUUACAUCCAUUGGGGUUUGUUUUUUGUUCUUUAAUUUGUGUGUAACACUAUUAAAUGUAAACAAUGUGUUCAUAGGUGUUGUCAGGGUAGGCACUAACACUAUUGAAAACCCUAUCCAGUUAUAGUUUACAAACUCUGGCAACUCCUCUGCUCUUUUGUCUUGUUUUGGAGAAAUUCUGUCCCCUCACAAGCUGUUCCCUACUGAGUUGUUUAUUAUUUAUCUGUAUAGUAAAUGGCAUUGCUGAAAGAAGUUGGUUUAAAUACUUUCAUUUUUAAGCAUGCUGAGAAGAAUGAACGGCACUAGGGAAACAUCUAUGGGAAUUUUUGGUGCCAAAGUCUGUACUAAAAUAAUCCACC
This is a messenger RNA of Pseudopodoces humilis (Tibetan ground-tit), 1739 nucleotides long. RefSeq names its product actin related protein 10 (gene ACTR10). The record is from RefSeq and is a predicted model, not a curated record. Lineage: Eukaryota; Metazoa; Chordata; Aves; Passeriformes; Paridae.